Molecule: messenger RNA, 1916 nt
Organism: Mustela lutreola (European mink)
Lineage: Eukaryota; Metazoa; Chordata; Mammalia; Carnivora; Mustelidae
Gene: OGFR
Product: opioid growth factor receptor
Exons: 7
Coding region: 56-1612 (518 amino acids)
Cellular component (GO): membrane
Molecular function (GO): opioid growth factor receptor activity
Source: RefSeq, a predicted model, not a curated record
CCUCCCUCGCUCACUUUCGCUUCCGCCGGAGCGCGGGACCCGCCGCCGCCGGAGCAUGGACGACCCGGACUGCGACUCGACCUGGGAGGACGGCGAGGAGGACGGCGGCGAGGGCCCGAGCGCCGGAGGCCACGAGGACGGCGAGGCCGGCGCCCCGGGGGACGCGGACGCGGAGGACGAGGACGCGGAGGACGCGCGGGCGGCGCGGCCCGGAGCGCUCCAGGCCAGGAUGCUGGGGUCCCGGAACUGGCGAGCGAUGCGGGACACACGCAGGUACCGGCACAACUACCCGGACUUGAUAGAGCGGGACAGCAACGGUGACAUGCCCAACCUGAGUUUCUACAGAAACGAGAUCCGGUUCCUGCCCAACGGCUGUUUCAUUGAAGACAUUCUUCAGAACUGGAGGGAGGACUAUGACCUACUGGAAGAGAAUCACUCCUACAUCCAGUGGCUCUUCCCUCUGCGUGAACCGGGAGUGAACUGGCACGCCAAGCCCCUCACGCUGCGGGAGAUUGAGGCAUUUAAAAGCUCCGAGGAGGUCAGGGAGCGGUUUGUCCAGGCCUACGAGCUCAUGCUGGGGUUCUACGGGAUCCAGCUGGAGGACCGGGACACCGGACAAGUUCGCCGAGCACAGAACUACCAGAAGCGCUUCCAGAACCUUAACCGGCACAGCCACAACAACCUCCGCAUCACGCGCAUCCUCAAGUCCCUGGGCGAGCUGGGCCUGGAGCGCUACCAGGCGCCGCUGGCGCGCUUCUUCCUGGAGGAGACGCUGGUGCGCGGGGAGCUGCCGGCCGUGCGCCAGAGCGCGCUGGACUACUUCGUGUUCUCCGUGCGCUGCGCGCGCCAGCGCCGCCGGCUGCUGCGCUUCGCCUGGGAGCACUUCCGGCCGCGGCGCAAGUUCGUCUGGGGCCCGCACGACAAGCUGCGCCGGCUGCGGCCGGCCGAGGGCGCGGGGUGCCCCGGGGACCCCCUGCGCCAGGCCGGCGCCUCGGGACGGACCUGCGGGCCGGGGCGGGCCGAGGGCGGGGACGGCGCGGCCGCGGGUGCCCCGUCGCCGCCCGGCGACGCCCUGGCCAGGGACCGGGAAGGGGAGGCGGGGGGCCGCGGGGAGGAGGACCCGGAGCCCCCGAGCCCCAAGGAGAGCAAGAAGAGGAAGUUGGAGGCCAGCCGGCGGGAGCAGGCCCCGGGGGAGCCGGGCGCCCAGAGCGCCUCGGACGUGGAGAAGAUUGCCCUGAACCUGGAGGGCUGCGCCCUCAGCCAGAGCAGCCUUGGCGGGGGGGCCCAGGAGUCGGGCAGCCAGGCCCCCGGGGAGGCCGAGCAGCCCGGGCAACAGGACGCGGGGGCCAAGGUGGCGGAGGAGGUGAGGAAGAGAAGGAAGGUGGAUCAGGGCCCUGGGGACGGUUCCUCGGUGGGUGGCGAUGGUGGGGACAGUGGGACCAAGAGGCCAGUCCCCGCCUGGCAUGGCGCAGUGCCAGGGUGUCCUGAGGCUCAAGAGGGUGAGAAUGGAGUGGAGGAGGCAGGAGGCUGGGCAGGGCUGCAGCCUGCUGCCCCGGGGAGCUCAGCCACCGCAGGACCAUGGCUAGAUAAGAAAGCUGAGGUGGGGCCUUAGACCAAACCCAGAAACCCUUAAGGGAAGCAGGUGCCCGUGGGCAUCCCGGCCGGGCCACAGGUCUGGGGAGCCCCGUUGCCCUCUGUUCUCAGCACCGUGCAGUCCUGGCCUCUCCCUGAUCGUCACUAUAGUGGCCACCGCAGCUGCUGGAAAGCCAGGACUUGGAAAUCCUGACCUCGAACUGCCCUCCUGCCGUCUCCUCUGUGCCCUGCCCCCUACCUGGCUUUGUAAAUUGGCCUGAGGGGGGGUUCAUUUUCUUAGUCUGGUGCAGAGGCCUUUUCUGAAUAAACUCAUUUGACUUUGA